Papilio machaon (common yellow swallowtail) is the source of this 941-nucleotide messenger RNA. Its product is annotated as lactosylceramide 4-alpha-galactosyltransferase-like. The transcript has 3 exons. Lineage: Eukaryota; Metazoa; Arthropoda; Insecta; Lepidoptera; Papilionidae. The record is from RefSeq and is a predicted model, not a curated record. Gene Ontology annotation, biological process: glycosphingolipid biosynthetic process. The annotation marks the transcript as partial. Gene Ontology annotation, molecular function: hexosyltransferase activity.
UAUGGAAUUUCAUGUUAUUAUUCGGAGGAUGAGGAUGCCUUGCCAUCGGCUGAAAGUAAUGAUUUCUCACCGUCGAACAAAAGCAUUUUCUUCCUAGAGACGUCGUGUCGCUCUAGCUUGAAUUCGAGAGAUCUGUGUGCCAUAGAGUCGGCGGCGAGAGCGCAUGCCGACUACCAAAUAAACGUGCUGUUCACUGCACCAAUCUCAGAAGAGAUUCUCGAACAUGUCAGCCUCGAACAAAAAUUCAAGAACGUUCGAUUUGCAAGAAUACAUAUAGAUGAAUACUCUAAGAAUACUCCAGUGCAAGAGAUCGUCCGGAGCGGCGCCUUGGAUAGCUCACAGUGGGGAGUGGAGCAUACAUCGGACUUAUUAAGAUAUUUAACUUUAUACAAAUUUGGUGGUAUUUAUUUGGAUUUGGAUGUGGUGGUUGCGAAACGUUUGAGCACCUUGGCUGCGAACUGGGCGGCCAGAGAGAGCGAAUUGACAGUGAGCAACGGCGCUAUGGCCUUUUCGUUGGACAGCGACGGUAGAAGUAUUGCUGAAGCUGCGAUAAGCGAAAUUAAGAGCAGUUUCCGAAACGACUUGUGGAGCUACAACGGGCCAGGAGUCAUUACUAGAGUGUUAAAGAUAAGGUGCAAUACUACUGACCUCAAACGCAUGACCUCUGACAUAUGUCAAGGAUUUGAAGUGUAUGGGCCAGAACUUUUUUACCCAAUUAAAUGGGAAAAUGGCCAUAAAUAUUUCGAGCCGGGAAUACUCGAGAACAAAGAUGCAUAUAUUUAUCACGUGUGGAAUCAUGUAACAAGAAAUCGCACGCCCAACAAAAGUUCCCCGUACGCACACCUUGCUCGAACAUUCUGCCCGUCGACUUACACAUUAUAUGGCGAUCGAUUUGGAUUAUAAUCUAUUAGAACGCCAUGCCGCGACAAAAUAGAAUUUGU